AUGUCAAAUGAACCGACGCCCAGGGAGUCGGUGCCGACUGCAGGGCCGAACGCGACGCCGGGCUCAGAUGUCAGCCCACACUCUGUGGCCUCGAUUGAGGUCGACAAGGCUGCGCCUUCAGAAAAUAGCUGGAAAACUGAGCCAGACCCAUUCAUGUCGCUGUCUCCCAGCAUUCGAGACUAUAACUUUGAGAACAAACGUCGAUAUCACAAGUUCAAAGAAGGACGGUACCUCCUGCCAAACGAUGACCCUGAGCAGGAACGCGAAGACAUGAAACAUGCACUGAUUGUUAACCUAUGCGACGGCGCCCUUCAUAACGCGCCUUUGAAUAACCCUCGGAAAAUCCUGGACAUCGGUACUGGCACUGGGAUAUGGGCCAUAGACAUGGGUGACGACUACCCCGACGCUGAAGUCACUGGCAUCGAUCUUAGUCCCAUCCAGCCUCCAUUCGUACCUCCCAACGUUAUGUUUACUAUCGAUGACGUGGAGGCAGACUGGCUUUACCCUGACAACUCUAUCGAUUUCGUUCAUGUACGCAACAUGGCACCUGCUGUUAAAGACUGGCCUCGGCUAGUUGCACAGGCAUACAAAGCCCUUAAACCUGGUGGAUGGAUUGAGCUGGUUGACAUGGCAUUCACGUUCUCUUGCGAUGACGGCACGGUGCCCCCAGACUUUGCCCCUAUCAGGACCAUGAACUACCUCAGGGAGGCUCUCGACAUGUAUGGCGUGGACAUCUACGCUGCAUGGAAGUUUGCAGACUACAUCAGAGAGGCUGGCUUCGUCAAUGAGAGGUUUGAUACAAGAAAGGUGCCGGUGGGCACAUGGCCAAAAGACCCGUUCAUGAAAGCAAUCGGUGACUACUGUCGAGCUGUCAACUAUGACUCUUUGGGGUCGAUUACAAAUAUCCCUUUCAGAAAGGGCCUAGGCUGGACCAGUCUGCAGGUUGAAGUGUUCUUGGUUCAAGUGCGCAAGGAUCUGCUAGAUGACUCCAAGCACUCAUACAACUACUUUCACUCUUGUUGUGGCCAGAAGCCGUAUGAAACAGACGGAUAA
Molecule: messenger RNA, 1053 nt
Organism: Colletotrichum chrysophilum
Lineage: Eukaryota; Fungi; Ascomycota; Sordariomycetes; Glomerellales; Glomerellaceae
Exons: 3
Coding region: 1-1053 (350 amino acids)
Molecular function (GO): methyltransferase activity
Source: RefSeq, a predicted model, not a curated record